Molecule: messenger RNA, 972 nt
Organism: Miscanthus lutarioriparius
Lineage: Eukaryota; Viridiplantae; Streptophyta; Magnoliopsida; Poales; Poaceae
Source: the annotation of a GenBank genome assembly
AUGGAGGCUGCACCACGCAGAUUCCUCCUCGGUGUUUGCGUGGUGGCCAUGCUGAUGGCGAUCGCCGUCGCAAACGCUGGGUCCGGCGAGGCGGCGUCGGUCAUCGGCCUAGCCAAGUGCGCGGACUGCACGAGGAAGAACGUGAAUGCUGAGGCGGCUUUCAGUGGUCUUAAGGUGGCGAUCAAAUGCAAGAACAGCAACGGUGAGUACGAGAGCAAGGCUGUCGGCGAGCUCCAAAGCUCCGGCGCCUUCAGCGUCCCUGUCUCCGUCAACCUCGCCGACUGCGUCGCGCAGCUCCACAGUGCAGCAGGCACGCCAUGCCCGGGGCAGGAGCCGUCGAGGAUCACGCCGUUGUCCGAUGGCACCUUCGUUGCCGUCCCCGGGAAGACGCAACAAGCGUCGUCUGCGGUGUGUGCGUCGGUGACAAUCUGCGGCCCGAUCAAGAAUUAUUUUCACGAGCACUUCCACAAGAAGGAAGAGAAGCCGGAGCCGUCAAAGCCCGAACCAGAGCCCAAGCCACAGCCAGAACACCAGCCCCCAACGCCAACGUACGGGUCGCCAUCGCCAACGACUCCAAUCUACCAUCCUCCUGCAAUGCACAUGCGCUUGACCGAUCACUUCCACAAAGACCACGAGCUCGAGCACUUCUUCGACCACUUCCACAGGAAGCCUGUUGUACCACCGAAGCAUGAGCCACAGCCGAAACCACAGCCAGAGAACCAGCCUCCAACACCGACGUACGGGUCAGCAACGCCCAAAAACGGGUCCCCAGCUCCUGUGAGCAACCAUGCUCCGCACAUGUUCGAUCACUUCUACAAGGGUCACCAUCACCACCACUUCUUCGACUACUUCCACAAGAAGCGUGUGCCACCAGAGCCUAAGCCAGAGCCCAAGCCACAACCAGAAAACCACCCUCCCGUGCAAACGUUUGGCUCGCCUCCUCCACUCUACCACCCUCCGGCCAAGCAUUGA